AUGGUAAGGAGAAAAAUUGAGAUCAAGCCCAUCGAGAAUGAGAAUGCACGUCAGGUUUGCUUCUCCAAACGCCGCCAGGGCCUGUUCAAGAAGGCUAGUGAGAUCUCCAUUCUGUGUGGAGCAAUGGUUGGUUCUGUUGUCUUCUCAAGCUUUGGUAAGUCAUUUUCCUUCGGCCAUCCAUCCAUUGAUGAUGUUGUGAACCGAUUCCUCAAUUCGGUUACUCCUGAUGGUCCUGCUUCGAGUGGUGCAAACCAUGAUAACAGCUUGGCUGUAAUGGGUACUGUCCAAGGGCUGAAUAUGGAGUAUUUGGAGCUGCAACAGUCCAUGGAUUCUCAAAAGAAGAAAAUGGAGAGGUUGCAAGAGGCAACUAAAAAGGAAAUGGGAGAACGCAUGAUGCAGUGGUUAAAUGCUAAUAUCUUGGAAUUGGGUCUUGAUGAGCUGCAAGAGUUCCAAAAGUUGCUGGAAGCAAUAGAUGGUGUUGUCAAAGAGAAGGAGAAUAAUAUAGUGGUUGAAGCAAGGGAAACUGAAGGGUCAGCGACACAACCACCUAUGGAGAUAGCUUCAGCUUCGCAGUACCAGUUUGGUGAGCACAUCAGUGCCAAUUCUAUGGCUUUCACAGCUCCUAGCUCAAGCAAUGGAUUCAUUGAUGGAUUUGAGGUCAACGAUCCAUUUCUUAGUGGUGGUCUCCAUGAUGUUUGUGGCCUGGGGAAUUUCCCCUACAACCAGAAUCAUGGUUGA
Molecule: messenger RNA, 738 nt
Organism: Miscanthus lutarioriparius
Lineage: Eukaryota; Viridiplantae; Streptophyta; Magnoliopsida; Poales; Poaceae
Source: the annotation of a GenBank genome assembly